Pseudocercospora fijiensis CIRAD86 is the source of this 462-nucleotide messenger RNA. RefSeq lists its product as uncharacterized. The record is from RefSeq and is a predicted model, not a curated record. Gene Ontology annotation, molecular function: protein binding. Bases 1 to 462 code for a protein of 153 amino acids. NCBI's taxonomy places the organism in Eukaryota, Fungi, Ascomycota, Dothideomycetes, Mycosphaerellales, Mycosphaerellaceae. The transcript has a single exon.
AUGGGCCUGCCACAACAAAGCAACGCUCCUACCUCAACGACACAACAACCGCCCUCCAAAGCCAUCUCCGCCUCCCAGCUCCCACCCGAAGCCCUCGACCUCGCAACAAAACUCUUCGACUUCGCACGCACAGGUCAAACUUCAGCACUCGACCAAUACAUCUCCGCCGGCAUCCCCGUAAACCUCACAAACCACAAAGGCGACACACUUCUCAUGCUCGCAGCAUACCACGGCCACCUUGAGACGUGCAAAUUACUUGUAGAAAAGGGUGCAGAUCUAGAUAUUUUGAAUGAUCGGGGUCAGAGUAUUGUCGCUGGGGCUGUGUUUAAAGGGUAUGAAGAGAUUGUGAAAUUGCUGGCGGAGAGGGGUGCGGAUCUUGCGGCGGGGCAACCGAAUGCUGUUGAGGCUGCGAGGAUGUUUAAUCGGAGGGAGAUGUUGGGGUUGUUUGGAGUUGAGGAGUGA